This is a messenger RNA of Alternaria conjuncta, 2844 nucleotides long. RefSeq lists its product as uncharacterized. Gene Ontology annotation, molecular function: DNA-binding transcription factor activity, RNA polymerase II-specific; zinc ion binding. The record is from RefSeq and is a predicted model, not a curated record. The coding region runs from base 1 to 2844 and encodes 947 amino acids. Gene Ontology annotation, biological process: regulation of DNA-templated transcription. The transcript is spliced from 4 exons. NCBI's taxonomy places the organism in Eukaryota, Fungi, Ascomycota, Dothideomycetes, Pleosporales, Pleosporaceae.
AUGGGAUGUUGCAAUUUGUUCAGGUUUUCCCGCCGAAAGGAUCGAGAGAAGCCUGGGACACCGGCACUACAAGUCGCUGUGGCCACCAGUGACGACUUCCAGGAGAAGCGGAGCGAGGAGGGGCCGAAAACCUCCUCCACGACAGAUCUACAGUCAACGAGCACCAGCACCCCAGAACUGGUAGCGGAGAGCUUACCCGGACGUCUAUGGAACCUGGCAUACGACCAGCUCAAAUCAAAGGACCCGAAAUUGAUCGAACACUAUGAGAGCAUCCUAUCAAGCCAAAUCGAUGGACAAGAGCUUAAGGCCGUGAACCUCGAUACACAGAUCAACAAGAUCAGCCUAGGGCAGCCAAGAUCACUGCAGAUGCGACAGCUCGUUGACUCUGGAUUGCUCAGGACGGAGAAGGCAGCUGCGACUAACGAAGCACUCGCGCAAGGCCUGCAGGUGUUCAAUGUCGUCAAGGAUAGCGUCGCAACAGCUACCAGAGCUUCUCCAGAAGCCUCCAUAGCUUGGGUACCGAUCUGCCUUGCUCUUGAUAUACUUAUGAAUCCACUCACCCAACAGUCUUCUAAUAGAGAUGGAAUUGCUUACGUCAUAUCGAGGAUGGAUUGGUACUGGCACCUAGCUGAUCUUCUCCUAGAGAGAAAUCAAGAAGCCCGACGAUCGCAGUCGCUGCAAGAUCAACUCGAGAAGAAUCUCGUCGACCUUUACACUCGUCUUCUGGCAUACCAGAUCAAAAGUAUCAUUACAUAUCAUCGCAAACGUGGCACUGUUUUUGCAAGAGACCUUGUCAAGUGGGAUGAUUGGGAAGGUGAGCUGGCUGCGAUCAAGGAGAUGGAAGAGUCGAUACGCCAAGAUGCAGCUCAAUUCAGCACGCAUGAAAUCCGCAACGAACUCCAAGCUAUUGCGAAGAAAGCCAAGUCACAGGACAUCAGCCUGCAUAACAUUGUGACGAGUAUCCAGGAACAAACGGCGCACUCUCUGGCGUAUACGAAGACUGCCGACGACAAUAAGUGUCUCCAACACCUGUUCCUGACGAACCCCAGCCACGAUAAAGAACGGCUCGAACAUGCAAAGGGAGGAUUAUUGGAUGGCUCUUUUCGGUGGAUGCUUGACAACGCGGAUUAUCGGCGUUGGCGGGAUGACCGUGAAGGACGAUUACUCUGGGUUGAAGGUUCACCCGGUCAAGGCAAAACCAUGCUUAUGUGCGGCAUCAUUGACGCACUCGAACAAACCGUGGCGGCGGGUGAUCUCAUAUCUUACUUCUUCUGCCAGACAUCAGAACCGCGCAACAACAACGCAACGGCAGUCUUACGGGGUCUCAUCCAUCAUCUGAUUGGUCAACAGCCCUCACUUGUACGCUAUGUACGACUUGAGUAUGAUCGCGUGGGCGAAAAGUUAUUUAACGACGCAAACACAUGGACGGCUCUAUCCAAGAUCAUUACCAGUAUGCUGGAUGACUCAUAUAUACGGCAAAGGAACAUCGACCUCAUCAUAGACGCUAUGGACGAAUGCAUCGACCCGGACGAUCGUAGAAGACUCUUGGAACUGAUUGUACAGAUCUCAAGAAAGCUUUCACACACCAAGUGGAUAAUCUCAUCACGCGGCUGGAACGAUAUUCGCGAUAUGCUUACUGGGCAUCCCCAAAUGCUUCAUCUUCAACUCGACCCCCAAUCCGAAGCUAUUCUUGAUGCGGUCGAUACUUACAUCGAACACAAAGUCAAAGCGUUGACUGAUAAGAAGAGAUUGGGUCCAUCGGAUGCCGAGACGAUCCGCGACUACCUGAAGAAGAACGCCGGAGGGACCUUCUUAUGGGUAGCGUUAGUCUGCAAGAGGUUGGAGUUCUCGAAACGCGUGUUCUACGAAAAGGACAUGCAGGCCUUCCCUCCUGGGCUCGAACAACUGUAUGGGAGGAUGCUCCAGCAAGUUCAGAGCUUAGAUGAGCCGGAAUCGAAGCUUUACAAGUUUGUGCUCGGGGUCGUGCUAACAUCACCAAGACCUCUUGAGGCAUUCGAAUUGGCCUAUUUAGUGAAAGAGUUAGACAAGGUUGAUGAUAAAGUAGGAAUGAUGCGAGACAUCAUUCGAGAAUGUGGGUCAUUCCUCUCAGAGCAAUAUGGCGUAGUCCUCUUUGUCCACCAAUCCGCUAAAGACUACCUGCUGGGCCCUGGCAAAAGUGCUGUGUGCCCGGACGGAGAGAAAGCGUUGCGUCAUGAUACGCUCUACAGAUCGAUUGAUGUUUUGAUAACCUUUAUAGAAGAAGAACCGAUCUUGGAGGCAUCUGAUCGACAGCGUUAUUUGCAUUACUGGCAGAUGUGUCUCAGGGACGGGCACACACUGAAAGGAGCCUACGUACCUGAAGAGGCUCUUGAAGAUUUGGGUGUCCCUCUCGUUUUUCUCAUCGAACAGUGCUUCACGUGGAUCGACAUGUUGUACGGUCCAGAGGUCUGGGAGGAAUUGAAGUUCCUCAACUAUUUUAUUAGGCAGCUCAGAGCUCUAUUGGAGCCCGACACAUCUACUCAGUCCGUUGAACAACCCGAAUCUAUUACCAACGACGAAAAGUCUGGAAUCGAGCGCCACGAACCUCACGAAUUAGAGAAUGAAGCAAGCGACGAACAAGCACCCAAGCAGAGACCUGGACGACUGACCGAGGAGCAACGGCUGGCUGUGAGGAUUCGUCAAGCCAAGACAACGUGCACCCGUUGCCGUAAGAGGAAGACACGAUGCAGUGGUGAUCCUGGUGAUGGCUCUGGGUGUAAACACUGUCAGAUCUGUGGUGUUGGGGAGACGGAGUGCCGAUUUGGGAUUGUGGGAUCAAAAGCUGUGACGGAAGUGAAGGAUUAG